Messenger RNA from Teleopsis dalmanni, 782 nucleotides. Its product is annotated as CDC42 small effector protein homolog. Gene Ontology annotation, cellular component: plasma membrane. Gene Ontology annotation, molecular function: small GTPase binding. Gene Ontology annotation, biological process: regulation of Rho protein signal transduction. Lineage: Eukaryota; Metazoa; Arthropoda; Insecta; Diptera; Diopsidae. The record is from RefSeq and is a predicted model, not a curated record.
AGAUUUGCAGAUUUGAGAGUUUUUAAGGAGUUAAAUCACUUUUAAGUUUUCAUCCCACAUCCGUUUUAAAGUUGAAAUAAAAUCGUGGCUCCUGUUAAUCAAAAUAGUUUUACUUCCAUUAAAAGUAAAAUGGCCUCAACUGGUGAUAUUUGGAUGCAAUGCUUUACCUGUUGCUUUCAACAACAGCAAUCACCCACACGUAGAAGACAUCAACGUUUGAGAAUCGAUCGAUCAAUGAUAGGCAACCCAACAAAUUUCGUGCACACUGGACACAUUGGUUCUGGUGAUGUAGAAUUAUCAACAAAUCACCUGAACGCAAUACAAACGCAAAUGCAAAGUAAAGGUGGCUACGAGAUGAAUUCAAUUCGAUUGCAGGCUUGCUGAUUAUGACAAAUGCUAUGCAUAUAUUGAAGAAGAUUUCUUAAUAAUUGCAACCGCAAGCGAGCAGUGCAAUUUAAAGGUCAUUCACAUGAAUCUCGUAUAUCUCGUAUAAAAAGUAUUUGGAAAUGCUCGCAGAGUUACGUCUAUAAUUCUAAGUUUAUAGAUUUAAUGAAAUAACAAUAUAAUACUAUUUAAAGGAUGUUGAAAAUGUAUAGCUAUCAAAAUGUGCCGAGAAUUUAAUUUUAAUAAUUGUAGUAAUAUUACAGUAACUUAAUUUUAAUAACGAAAACUAUGCAAUAUUGUUUAAUCUAAAAUGUUACAAUAACAAUCGUUAUACGUCUUGACUGAGUGCAUUUAUAACAUAUGCAAAACAUAUUCAAAACUGAACUAUUUUUCAUUUU